ACUAUAAUUGAAUAAUAAUAAUAAUUUAUUAGAAUGUUGUAUAUAAAGAGAAUUCUGAUGAUAUUAGAAGUGUAUUUUCAUCCAAUGUCUCGAAGAAGAAACAACGCGCAAACUGUAAUUACAGUUUUUUGUACUUUGCUGCAAUUAGUGUAUAGUAAAUCAGUUGGAGAUGAGUGCAAUUUUGGAAACGGCACAAAAGGAUUUUGCGUGGGAAUUAAGGAUUGUCAGGAAGCUAUUAAACUUUUAAAUGUUAAGAAAACUUUGAACGUGUGUAGCUAUAUAAACGAGUAUCCUGUGGUUUGUUGUAAUGAUACCAAGAUUGUAGCAACGCGAGGAGUCAAAAGUUUAAAAUAUUGUCAAGAGUAUCAAAUAAUGAAACUACCCCAAACGAAAUAUGUCGGAGGUGGCAAAGAUUGUCGUCCGAAAGAGUUUCCACACAUGGCCGCUUUAGGCUUUGACAAUAAUAAUGAGAUUAUCUGGGGAUGCGGCGGAAGUUUAAUCAGCUUAAAGUUUGUGCUGACUGCUGCUCAUUGUCUCGACAAUCUGGAAUACGGACCUGUUAAGCAUGUGAGAUUGGGGGAUUUAAACUUAAAAAGCGAUGAAGAUGAUGCUGAGGUACAAGAUUUCUUUGUUACAAAGACAUACAAGCAUCCGCAAUACAAGAGACCUUCGAAAUACCACGACAUAGCUUUAGUAGAAUUAGAUCGUGAUGCUAAAGUCACGGAUUACGUAAAGAUCGCGUGUCUUAAUGUAAUCGAUAUACCAAAAGAUAAUGUAUACAUUACUAUAGGUUGGGGUUUGCUAUCGUUCCAUGGAACGCCAGCAAAUAUUCUUCAGAAAGUGCACGUAAGAGAAGUCAAUAAUUCAGCGUGCAAUAGCUUCUAUGAAGUACACCAGCGUUUAUAUAACUCGGGCAUUGUGGAAUCAACGCAAAUUUGCGCAGGAGAACCUGGAAAAGAUACUUGCAAGGGAGAUUCCGGAGGACCUUUGCAAAUACGCAAUAGGAAUUACCUGAAAGCUUACGAUAUCCAUGGAGUUACUUCCUUUGGAAAAGCGUGUCUCCUAACUAACAGCCCAGGUGUUUACACCAGAGUCUCCUAUUAUAUUGAUUGGAUUGAAUCAAUUGUUUGGCCAUGAAGUUUACAUAAUUAUUCUCAAAUAAAAACACAAAAAUACAAAAAAA
This is a messenger RNA of Nicrophorus vespilloides, 1183 nucleotides long. Its product is annotated as venom protease-like. NCBI's taxonomy places the organism in Eukaryota, Metazoa, Arthropoda, Insecta, Coleoptera, Silphidae. The record is from RefSeq and is a predicted model, not a curated record. The transcript is spliced from 5 exons. Gene Ontology annotation, molecular function: serine-type endopeptidase activity. Gene Ontology annotation, biological process: proteolysis. Bases 34 to 1137 code for a protein of 367 amino acids.